Cylicocyclus nassatus is the source of this 1470-nucleotide messenger RNA. Lineage: Eukaryota; Metazoa; Nematoda; Chromadorea; Rhabditida; Strongylidae. The record is from the annotation of a GenBank genome assembly.
AUGCGUCAACGCUUAAAUUUACGACACUUUCAGCACCAUCUACGUGAUAACGAGGAGGCGCUGCUAUCGCGAAUGCGUUGGUCGGCAAUAGGAUCGAAAUCGAAUUUACUUCUCUACGCUGCAUAUAUUUCCACUUGUUUGGAAGAUCGAGCAUGGUCGUUUUGCAUAUCUCUAUGUAUGCAGCACCUCGGUGGAAUGAGAUUGGUUUCGAUUGAACAAUUUGCUGAAAGUAUCGGGCAGAUGUUUUUGAGCGGCCAUUUGGGACGGGUAUUUGAUCGAGUUACUAGAAAAGUUGCAAUUAUGUCGGUUAUUCCUGUAAAUAAUGUCACUAUUGUACUAAGUGCAGCUAUGUUUAUAAUUUGUUUAUCUGUACAAAAAGACUCUGUAUUAUUUGGAGUCGUUCUUGGCUUGGGUAUACUUAUGUGUGCUAUAAAUCGGCUAUUUCUCAAUGCAGAGAAAUUUCUUGUAUCCAGGGAUUGGGUAGUUGUGAUUAGCAGUGGCGAAACUCUCUCAGGUUUAAAUGCUACGUUGACUUCAUUGGAUCAGCUCGCAAACGUUAUUUCUCCUAUCGUUACCGGGGUAUUUGUUACUGUCUUCAGUCUUCGAGUCACAUGUGCAAUCUUUGGUGGACUUAGUUUAGUCUCUAUGCUGUCAAAGGCUUUCUUCCUUCGUGCCUUAUAUAUGAGACAUCCAGAACUGGCGAACAAGCAGAAUAAGGAGAAUGCAGGAAACAAUAACAAUGAUGAGAAAACACCAGCAUCUCUACCGCAAAAGAUUCUUAAUGCCUUAAAAGACAUUCCUGAUAUAUUACUGACGUACACGCGUCAGACAGUUGUUGCCGCAGCCUUCGGCAUGGCGUUGUUAUUUAUGACCGUCAUGGGAUUCGACGGUCUAGCAGUCGGAUACGGGGAGUCAUCUGGGUUGUCUGAUGCUGUAGUGGGUGCAUUCAGGUCAUACGGGUCAGUCAUGGGUAUCUUGGGAGCCAUGUCAUACGCGUGUUUCGAGCGUCGUUUUGGUGUGCGAAGCACUGGUUUACUUGGACUUACGUACUACUUCUGGCCCGGAGCGUUACCGUUACUUCAGUCAAACUCGGAAACUAGCACGAUCAGCCCCCAAGGAAGGAGAUAUGAUAGCAUUAUUACAUUCCUAGCUGGAAUAGCUUCAGCAAGAUUCGGUCUAUGGAUGGCUGACCUUUCCAUUAUCCAUAUCAUGCAAGAGGGAGUACCAGAGACCGAUAGAAAUACCGUAUUUGGCCUCCAUAACGCCCUAUGUCAAACAUUUUCUCUUCUCAAGGACAUCUUGGUCAUUAUCUUACCUGACCCUGCAACAUUCGGAAUUUGUAUAUUGAUAUCUUAUGGAUUUGUUACUACAGGAUAUCUAUCCUUCGUAUACUACCUUAUCAAGCACCCAGCAGACGAAACACAGAACGAAAAAGUAGCAGACAUAGAAAAGGAGCAAACACAAUUAUGA